ACCCGGCUGUUGUUCCAGCCCAGGCUCCUCCUCACCUUCUUGGUGCUCUUGGCGCUUAUCCUCACCUACCGCACCAGAAACGACAAUGGCCUAGCCCUUGAAGACGCUUUGUACUUGACCAAGAACUCGCUCAGGGAGCUCAAGCAGCUGUACUUGCCCUCCAAGGAGCAAAAGCUCCACCAUGACGCGGUGGAAAUCGACUACCCGCUCGGAAACGCCGUCAAUUCGUUUCUCCCCAUAGACGCCACCAUCAAGUACAACACCACGGAACGCUCUGGCAACAUCACCACCAACGAGCUCAGAGCACGCUACGCUGCGUUCAGCCCCAUUUUGAACCACCAGGUCAGGGGAAACUUCCAUAUCUUGGCUGACGGUGCCUGUUCUCCCGUGGAGCUAGGGGAAGAGCACACCAACAAGAUCCUCAUUGUGAUGCGAGGCAACUGCACGUUCGUAGAGAAGGUCACCAACAUCCUUGGCUCCAACUCGAAGCCGCUCGCGGUGAUCGUGGCCAACGACGAGCCCUACCGCGGCUUGGUGACCAUGUUCUCCAACUCGUUCAACCAAGACGGCUCGUUGCGGUUGCCAGUGAUGUUCGUGUCGUACGAGUCGUACCAGUCGCUCCUGGCAGUGGAGUCGCUCGAUGUGGUGUUGACAUUGUCCACUGCGUCUUUUGGGAGCUGGCUCAGCAUCAUGCUCUCGAUGAUCUUGUCGCCCCCUUUGUUGAUCUUGAUCUUCUACUUGGUGGUGAUCUGUGGCCAGAAUAUCAAAAAACGCCAGGCCAGCUUGCUCAACUCCAAGUUGGUUCGGGAGUUGACCGUCUAUAUCUUCAACAAUGACCACUUGAUCGAGGCAAACGGGUUGGCCCACUAUUUGAAGGUCACAGGCCAGACCACCAACACCCCCAAGGAUGACUCGCUCGUAGAGUCGCCCUCCACGAGCACAACCUCGUCAACUUCUCACUUGAACAAGAUCAUCAUCAACGGGAUUGAUAUCAGAGAAUCGGCCCAAAACUUACAUGUGUUGACUGCCCCUGGCGAUUUCUAUCCAUCCUACAAGUGCUCUAUUUGUUUGGACAAGUAUACUCCUUUGCACUCGAGGGUUUUGAUCUUGGACUGCAAACACUUCUACCACGAGCGGUGCUUGUCUAACUGGUUGAUUAACUUCAAAAGAAGCUGUCCAUUGUGUAACACGGUGAUCAGUGCCCCCAACGAGUCUCUUCUUGCUGGUCAAGACAGAGCAUUCCAUUACGGCAGCACCGAUAACGACCUUGAGGCCCAGAAU
Molecule: messenger RNA, 1281 nt
Organism: Suhomyces tanzawaensis NRRL Y-17324
Lineage: Eukaryota; Fungi; Ascomycota; Pichiomycetes; Serinales; Debaryomycetaceae
Exons: 1
Biological process (GO): ubiquitin-dependent protein catabolic process
Cellular component (GO): cytoplasm
Molecular function (GO): ubiquitin protein ligase activity
Source: RefSeq, a predicted model, not a curated record